Molecule: messenger RNA, 1830 nt
Organism: Larimichthys crocea (large yellow croaker)
Lineage: Eukaryota; Metazoa; Chordata; Actinopteri; Sciaenidae
Product: coiled-coil domain-containing protein 85A-like
Exons: 3
Coding region: 505-1830 (441 amino acids)
Source: RefSeq, a predicted model, not a curated record
GAAGAGACUCUGUUCUAACUAACGCACCUUCCAUCCUGGCUCUCCGGCUAUGCACCUGCAACCUCUCCUUGCAGUCCUCUUCCUCCUCCUCCUUCUUCUGUCCUCCACACCAUCGGUCGGACAGCGGUAUAUCGCGCACUGAGCAGCGGGAGUGCGCAAGGCGGAUGGCAGGCAUGCACCUGGAGAGAAACCGCCCCGCCAAGCCGUCCAAGGGCUCAGCCGGAGACACAACAGCAUGCAGACCGAUGCUCUAACAGCAGGGAUAAAGCAGCAGAGCACCGGGCGGAUAUCAGAGCUGCAGCAUGGGCGUGGGAGAGAGGCACAGCCUAUAUGAGAGCGAUGUGAUUCCGCGGACAUAAGAAGGGUGGGUGGGGGGAACCUAAGUAGCGUUUGGAUCAGAGUUGUCCGGGGUGUAUUUUUGGAGGUUUGGUUUGUUGUCUUGUUCUUUGAAAUUCACCAAACACAGUACUUUUUUUCUGUCAACCUCCACUGGAGAUUUAAAGGAUGGAGAAAGGCGCACAGCAGCAGCACCCGCAGCUGUCCAAAAGCGCAGAGUGUCCGGCGGAGGACAUCUCCAAAAUAAACGAUGAGGAGCUGCUGAAGUGGGGCAAAGAGGAGCUGGUGCGGCGGCUGCGGAGGUCAGAGGCAGAGAAGAGGGGCGUCAUCGUGGAGCAUGGCAAUCUGAUGCGGGAGGUGAACCGGAGACUCCAGCAGCACCUGAACGAAAUACGGAGUUUGAAGGACGUGAACCAGAAACUGCAGGAGGACAACCAGGAGCUGCGGGACCUAUGCUGCUUCCUGGACGACGAUCGGCAGAAGGGGAAGCGGGUGUCACGGGAGUGGCAGCGCCUCGGCCGCUACAGCGCCGGUCUGAUGAGGAAGGAGGUGGCCAUAUACCUGCAGAAGCUGAAGGAGCUAGAGCAGCGGCAGGUGGAGGUUAUCCGUGAGAACCUGGAGCUCAAAGAGGUGUGCCUCAUGCUGGAGGAGGAGAGGGCUGUGGCUGUCGGGGGAGGAGGUGGAAGUGUGGGUGGGCAGGGAGGGCCCGGCCGCAGGAGCUCCAUCGACAGUCAGAGCAGCUUGUCUCAGCUGGGUGGAGGUGUCCCAGCACCGGGCCUGCUGCGGGACGUUGGUGAUGGGAGCAGCACCUCCAGUGCAGGGAGUACGGAUAGCCCUGAUAACCCCCACCUCAAACCCCCUCCCGUGGGCUCCAACGGCAGUCCUGGACCUGGGUCAAGACCAGAAAAUGUGUGUGAAUCAACUGGGAGAAGACACAGUUCCACACCAGAGUACCACACAUUCCCCCAGUCCUGCCGCCCCCGUGGGGGGUCCCUUACAAAUCUGGACCCUCGUGGCCUUCGGGGACACAGCCCAGAGAAACACAGCAAGUCACCUACCAGGCUACCAUGUGACUCCCACCCAAAACCCUGCAGCUCUGACCUACUAGCCCAGAAACAGCUAUUGAUGUCAGGUCAGGCAUCACCAGGCUGUGGGAAGGGCUCUGCCAAGUCCAGCCCAGAGCUGAGUCAGAGACACCGGGCCAUUCACACAGCGAGUCUGGGCUGUGGGAGUCCUGAGGCAAAGCAGGCUGUGAUGGGGACACCUGAGCACCUGAGGAAAGGCAGGGUGAUUGUGGGUAGUCCAGAGUCUAUACGGCGCCACCAUCACUAUCAGCACGGGGUGGAGCACGGCAAAGGGAGGUAUAGCAGUGGCUCUCCUGGCAGGGAUGGGAGUCAGAGGAGGGCAGCUGGAGAGGAGAUGUCCCCCCACCAUCAGAGUCUGUACAACGGUAGGCACAGGGGACCGCCUCAACUCCCUUCAACCAUCUUUUGA